AUGGCAAUCAUCCAUCUCAUCCCCGUGCAGAUGCAUGAGGUCGCGCCAAACUGGCGAAUAGGCGCCAGAUCCCACCACCAGAGGGCCACAGAUGGAGCUCAUGUCCCCCCAACGACAUUGGCCCCGGUCUGCUCAUUCCCAGCUCAAGCCGGACCUCGACCGCCAUCGACCGCCCUCGACCUCGCCCUUCGCAAGGCCAAGCUUCGCAGUCGGAAAUCAAGAGCAGCGCCUGGACUUUCGCCAAUCUCAGGGGCACCGGCGCCGAUCCGGGGUCGCCAGUCCCGGCAGGGCAAGGAGCGGCGGCCUCAGCUGUCGACCGCGCAAUCGACUGGAAGCGAGUCGGUGCACUGGCUGGCCUCCGGCCGGUGCAGCGUUCCCUCGAGCGCCGGUCCUCAUAAACAAUCCGCCCCCUAUUUUGGUUGA
Molecule: messenger RNA, 423 nt
Organism: Diaporthe amygdali
Lineage: Eukaryota; Fungi; Ascomycota; Sordariomycetes; Diaporthales; Diaporthaceae
Exons: 1
Coding region: 1-423 (140 amino acids)
Source: RefSeq, a predicted model, not a curated record